GCACGCGCAAGAAGAGGUGCGCUCGAUCGCUCACGGAGGGAGCCUAAAGUCGAUCGGAGAUUAGGACCACCGUUUCUUGUUUUCAUAACCCUUGCUGCCGCUUCGAACCUGGAUUGAAGUCCGGUCUGUUUUGAAUCCGAGCCAGACACAUAGGAACUGUGUCGGGCGCAGCGUGGAAGCAGUCGCACCGCUGCGUCCUCGGGGAGGCUUGUCGGCAUCGAACAGGGAACCGAUAGGAAUGCGCAGCCGGGAUUUGUCCUGUCCGCUAUCACCUGUGACCCGCCCACUCCACCCAGUCAGCUGGUGAGCCCACAUAGGCCAUGCUGAAGCAGGUCCUCCUCAACUCCACCAUUAGCCCUCACCUGGGCCUGGUGCUCAUGGCGCAGUCUUCUGCGAGCACCCCCGCCGCUGUCAAUCUGUCCCACGGCAGCCUGGUGAGCGUGGCCGCCCUGCUGAGGCCCACCGCGGGUCGCGGGGGGGGAGGAGGAGAGGAAGGAGGAGGAGGAGGAGGAGGAGGGCUCCGAGAUGUAGAGCUCCAAAAACCCGACCUCCUCACCUACGUGGUCAUGUGCCUCCUGUUGUUUCUGCUGGUGCUGAUCAUUGUGUUUUUCAUUAACUGUCAGCUGCGGAACUCUUUCUUCGCCUCCAUGCCGUAUGACAGGUCACUGAGAGAGGCCCGGACGUCGUACAAGUAGCCUGGACGGGUGAGACCGCGGACUGCUCCUGCAUAUGAACUCGUUGCCUUCCUCUUUUCUCUCAAGACACUGGACUGUGUGGAUAGGGAUCUGAAAUAAGAGUGCACACAAGACGGGCGAGGCCAGGAUUGAGUCACAACAAGCAACGAUUGUCUUUUGAGUCAUUGAGCACACUAAGGUAUGUAAUGUUGGAAAAUUGGGCCUACUGCAGGAGUAGACCCAAUUCUCGACUUUCAUACUUGGUUGUGUGUCUCUGGAAGCUGAAAACAGCUGUAUGCAACAAACUUUGAUUUUAGCAUUUUCUUUUGACACGUUUGUCUGAAUGCCUGUUUUAUUCAAGUGUUCUGGGAAGUCAGAAAUAAGUCCAAAACGUUGCGGGCGACCUUGAUGAGCUACUAUUUGCUUUGUUUGUGAAUACACGAAUGAAAAAUAUUUUAGGCAGCCUGGAUCAUGUUUCACACAGAGAUUGUGUAGAUAUGUAGCUAUCUAUGCUACACAGCAAUUGUUUUUGAUGCAAAACCAUUUGUGUUAGGCGGUAAAAUUGUGUAUAAUCAAUGAAUGCAGAUAAUAAAUAGUUUCUAAAGUAUUUCAGCGAAUCUCUGCGGGUAACGUCAGAUUACCGGGUCUCGCUGAAUUCAGGGUGUAUGUUUAUUUGCCCCAUGUUUGCAAGUCAGAAGACCUGGGCGUUACAGUUCGUUUCUGACUUGCCAGAUUUCUGGAAUGCAGCAUUCAUAGUGUUUUACCAUGGCCUUUAAAGUCUAUUUUCAUGACAGUAUUAAAAAAAAAAAAAAGUCUUGUGCAAUAAGGCAACAAACAACACAUUUUUCAUCCUGUAGAUUGUACAAUAGUGAUUAAAUGCCAGACCUGAAGUCUAUACCAUGACAUAAAGAUAUUGAAAACCUC
Molecule: messenger RNA, 1598 nt
Organism: Phyllopteryx taeniolatus (common seadragon)
Lineage: Eukaryota; Metazoa; Chordata; Actinopteri; Syngnathiformes; Syngnathidae
Product: small integral membrane protein 32-like
Exons: 2
Coding region: 321-695 (124 amino acids)
Source: RefSeq, a predicted model, not a curated record